GGGAGGAGGAGAGAGCAGCCUGUCCUGGUGUCUGCCUGUCAGUCACUGUGUGGAAGGCGUGCCGGAACGUGCAGCGGGCCAAUGGGGUGUGUGUGUGGCAGCGUCUCCAUGGUGACGGGGCUGUUCCCGGGGAGGCUGUGAUGGGUUGACAGGUGCGUGACAGUCGGAGCUCUCUGCAGGCAUGUACGGCAAAGGCAAGAGCAACAGCAGCGUCCCGUCCGACAGCCAGGCCAGGGAGAAGUUAGCACUGUAUGUAUAUGAAUAUCUGCUCCAUGUAGGAGCACAGAAAUCUGCCCAGACAUUUUUAUCAGAGAUAAGAUGGGAAAAAAACAUCACAUUGGGGGAGCCCCCAGGAUUCUUGCACUCUUGGUGGUGUGUAUUUUGGGAUCUCUACUGUGCAGCUCCAGAAAGACGAGAAACAUGUGAACAUUCAAGUGAAGCUAAAGCCUUUCAUGAUUAUAGUGCUGCAGCAGCUCCCAGUCCAGUGUUAGGAAACAUUCCCCCAGGAGAUGGCAUGCCAGUGGGUCCUGUACCACCAGGUUUUUUUCAGCCUUUUAUGUCCCCUCGAUACCCGGGAGGUCCAAGGCCACCUUUAAGAAUACCCAAUCAGGCACUUGGAGGUGUCCCGGGAAGUCAGCCAUUAUUGCCCAGUGGGAUGGACCCAACACGACAACAAGGGCAUCCAAACAUGGGUGGGCCAAUGCAGAGAAUGACUCCUCCAAGAGGAAUGGUUCCUAUAGGACCACAGAACUAUGGAGGUGCAAUGAGACCACCACUGAAUGCUUUAGGUGGCCCUGGAAUGCCUGGAAUGAACAUGGGUCCAGGAGGUGGUAGACCAUGGCCAAACCCAACAAAUGCCAAUUCUAUACCAUACUCUUCAGCAUCUCCUGGGAAUUAUGUAGGUCCCCCAGGGGGUGGAGGGCCACCAGGAACACCCAUCAUGCCUAGUCCAGCAGAUUCAACCAAUUCUGGAGACAACAUGUACACUUUAAUGAAUGCAGUACCACCUGGACCCAACAGGCCUAAUUUUCCAAUGGGCCCAGGGUCAGAUGGUCCUAUGGGUGGAUUGGGUGGAAUGGAAUCACAUCACAUGAAUGGAUCCUUAGGCUCAGGAGACAUGGACAGUAUUUCCAAAAACUCUCCCAGUAAUAUGAGCAUGAGUAAUCAGCCUGGCACUCCCAGAGAUGAUGGUGAAAUGGGUGGAAAUUUUCUAAACCCUUUUCAGAGCGAGAGUUACUCCCCAAGCAUGACAAUGAGUGUGUGAUUCAUACCAAGUCUCCUCAUGAAGACCGCAGUGAGUUGGCCCUCUUCAGAGAGCUACUACAGAAGAAAAUUACUUGUCCCAGUGUACAGUUUAACAAAAGGAUUUCAGACACAACCAGACCCACCAACCAUCUUUUCCUACCAUCUCCCCAGUUUUAUGAAGAAAUUGGGUCCAAACAUGAUUCAAACAACUUUAAAGAGUGGCACAACGGAACUGCCCAAGAGUGAACUGCAAAUAAUUAUCUGUGUAUGUAUAAGUGCAGGUAGAUGUAUAUGUGUGGUGAUAUGUUAUAUUGACAUACAUACACACACAUAUACAUAUACAGACCUGCAGGACAUUGUAAAAUAUAUUACAUGACAUCUUAAGUAGAAAUAAGAAAUAGAGACUUUUAUUCCAUCUUUUUUUCACGUUUACAUUUUGACUAUUAAAAUUUGCGUUCCCUUACCCCCUGAACUGUUUUGUGCUGCAUAUAUCACUGCUAUAUAAGUUAUUUUUUAAGGUGAACUGAAAUGAUCAAUUGUUCUGAUUUUAUAAAUGUCUGACAUCAUGGAUAGGAAUAAAAUUGCUCUAAGAGGGCUUUCAUUAACUUGUAUUUAAACCAUUUACCCGAGGAAUCACAAACUGUAUUCUCUAAAGAAAUAGAAGAAAGCUCAUCUUAAUUUUGUGGUGAAAUUUAAUAAUUUGUCACAUAGCUUUGCUUAUGUGGGGUUUUUUUGUGGGUUUUUUGUUUGGUUUUUGUGCUUAGUACCUUAUAAAAUAGGAGCAUUGAAGGUUACUUUCCUUCCUUAAAUGAGGCCUAAUAUCUGCAAAAUCUGUUUGAAAUGGAAGCCUGAGGCCAUGACUAUACAAAUGGAGAACACCUAGUGCAGGGGUUGAUCUUCCAGCAUUCAGUUUAGUGGUUCUAGUAAGAACCCGCUAAACCGAACUCUCAGGGUGCUCCCAUCAACUCCUGAACUCCUUGCAGUUGCAAGGAAUAAGGGAAGUUGAAGGGGGCCGCUGGAGAAAUUUGGUUUAAGAUAUGUUGACUCCAGCUACAUUAUUUACAUAGCUGAAGUUUGCAUAUUUUAAGUCGACCUUGCGGUACAGUAUAGACCUGCCCUAAAGUUUGAAAAAAGACUUUGGAUUUAGUCAGAGUAUUUGAAAAUUGCUUUAACAGAGCUUCAAUUGCUAAAGAACCCAGCAAUAAAGUGGAAGAGCUUCUUCAGUCCUUGGAAAUAAGUUUUUCCAUUAGCCUCAUCCUCCAUGGGUGUGGUAGCAAGUACAAAUUCAAUAAAAUUCCUAUUACUGAAACCUCUUUUUCUAACAAACUGCCAGAUUGUCUCCUUUUCUGUUGAUUCUUGGCUGCUUCCCAAUUCUCUGUAGUCCUGAUUGUCAGAAUAUAUUUAGUAUUUUCCAAGCCAUUCAGAUAAUCAGGAUUCCACUGUACUUGAUUUUAUAUUUUUCACCAGGAAUACUAGAGCUGAACUUCUCAGAAACUUUCUAGUACAUAAUCACAUUAGUGAACUAUCAUGACUGAGCACUUUGUGGAUACUUCCCAUGCAUGGAAUGUUGGAAGAUUGAUGCUCUUCUGCCAGAAAUAGUGCAGGAACAGAGGUCUGAGCUUUUUAUAAGGAAAUCAGGAUACUGUAUUUUCAAACUUUGGAGAUUUCCUGCACCGUCAAAGAAAGGCCUUUAGGGGAGAGUCUCCUAUCCCUUAUGUAAAGCUCUAAAUCUAAGAUUAUAUUGCAUUUCAUUCCUAAUUAAUUCCACCUUCCCCC
Pelodiscus sinensis (Chinese soft-shelled turtle) is the source of this 3021-nucleotide messenger RNA. The record is from RefSeq and is a predicted model, not a curated record. Lineage: Eukaryota; Metazoa; Chordata; Testudines; Trionychidae.